CGGCCACAAGAUUCAAUGGCCUCGGCACCGCUGUUAUCUCCACAGCGCGGCACGGAGCGCUCUCCCGUUACCUGGUCGGCAAUUUGCCUGCGCCAAGGUCCCGGCCUGACCGCAGUCACAGCGGAAAUCGCGGCUCCCCAACAUCGCCGCUUCACCUCGGCUCCCACUCCUGAGAUCGCGCCUGCCGGGAUUCCCACUCACUACAGUUCCCGGCAGCCUUUGCUCUGCCGCCCUUCCCCUGGUGUGCGCCGCGGACUACGCUCCCCAGCAGGCCUUGCACCGCGCCGCCGCUGGCGGCAGAGGCGGCACGGGCCGCGGUGCGUUCUGGGACGGGGAGUCUGUGCGGUCGCGCGUCGUAGCGGCCCGCGCGGGAGGCGGCGCUCUGACCUGGCGGGUUCGCCCGGGCCGUGUCCCGCCGCUCCCGCCGCCGGCCCUGCUCGCCGGGAAGAUGGCUGCCGUCCGCAGGGCCCGCAGGGACUCCCGCUGCGUGGUGCGCUUCUCCGACCGAGAACUCUGCUAAGUGCCCCUCGCGGGCAGGGAGGACACACGGACCAAGCGGGGGAGCAGAGCCCCCGGGACGGGACAGCGCCGCCCGCGCGUCGGCAGCAUGAAGCUGAAGAAGAUUGUCACACUGAUUUGGUAAGAACUGAUGACAGUGAAAGAUCUGGUGAAACAAAUCUUCAGGCAAAAGAACUUUUCCUGAAGGCAGUGGAAGAAGAACGAAAUGGGGCCCUUUAUGAAGCCAUCAAGUUUUAUCGUCUAGCCAUGCAGCUUGUACCUGAUAUAGAGUUUAAGAUCACCUAUACACGGUCCCCAGAUGGUGAUGGAGUUGGAAAGAGGUGUGUUGAGGAUAGCAAAGAGGAUGACAAAAUGGCAGAUCUCCUGACAGAUUUCCAGCAGCAGUUAACUCUUCAGGAAUCUUCAGUCAAACUUUGUCAGCCUGAAGUUUAUGUCAGCCAGACCCACAUCUCAGCGUUGCCUAUGGAAGUACUAAUGUACAUUUUCCGAUGGGUUGUUUCAAGUGACUUGGAUCUGAGAUCAUUGGAGCAAUUAUCUCUUGUUUGUCGAGGAUUUUACAUUUGUGCCAGAGAUCCUGAAAUCUGGCAUCAAGUCUGUUUGAAAAUAUGGGGCAGGAGCUGCAAUAAACUUCUUCCAUAUGCGUCUUGGAGGGACAUGUUUCUGGAGAGGCCUCGCGUUCGAUUUGAUGGUGUAUAUAUCAGCAAGACAAAAUACAUACGUCAAGGAGAACAGUCUCUUGAUGGUUUCUACAGAGCAUGGCACCAAGUGGAAUAUUACAGGUAUUUGAGAUUCCUUCCAGAUGGUCAAGUUAUGAUGCUAACAACUCCUGAAGAUCCUCAAUCUAUAGUUCCUCGCUUACGGACUAAAAACACAAGAACGGAUGCAAUCUUGCUUGGCCAUUAUCGCCUUUCCCAGGAAACAGACAAUCAAACCAAAGUAUUUGCUGUAAUAAUGAAGAAAAAGGAAGAGAAACCAGUUGAUUACCACAAAUACAGGUAUUUCCGCCGAGUUCCUGCUCAAGAAACGGAUCACAGUUUCCAUGUAGGACUACAGUUGUGCUCCAGUGGGCGCCAGAGAUUCAACAAACUUGUGUGGAUACAUCAUUCUUGUCACAUCACUUGCAGAUCAACUGGUGAGACAGCUGUUACUACUUUCGACAUUGACAAAAUGUACACCCCUUUGUUCUUUGCACGAGUGAAGAGUUUUACUGCAUAUUCAGAAAAGCCGCUCUAAGAAACACCUUCUCCUCUCACAACUUUUGCAUGAGUAAAAGGUUGUAGCUAAUAAGCACUUAAGUUAUAAAUGUGUAUAUAUUUGGAGCAUUUUAAAAUUCUGGGAAAUUUCUUGAAGGCAGUAUGUUGUAUUUGAUUGUGAAUUGCUGGGAUUUUGUUUUGAGAUUUUGUUUUGAGUUUUGUUUUGAGAAGCUUAUGAGUGUUAAACACCUUUUAUCUGUGAUAAGAAUUUGAUAAACAAAGUUUUGUUUUGUUGUGUUGGGUUUUUUUAAAAAAAAAUUUUAAAUCAGUUUGCUUAAAAUGUGAAUCUUCAUCUGCCUAGACACUGAUUCGUUUAAAAGGAAUCAAUAGGAGAAUCUCACUCUUCAUGGGACAGUGUGUAUGGUCUCUGCUGAAGACUUGAAAUGUGAAAAGGGAAAAAGUUGUCAUCUGUUAAACUCUGUGACUUAAAAGAACUUCAAAUAAAUGUUUUCUUUAAAUUAAACUUAUUUUGUUUGCCUUUAAGAUCUGGCAUUUUGUUGACAUCAACCUUAUCGAAAAACCGUCAACGGCGAGGAAGCACAAAAUAUAAAAUUUAACUGCAGAGGUACAUUCCCACCAAGGCAGUUUGUCAUCAGUGUAAUUUGAUCUUGGUAGGGGUUCAGUGGAGCCUGCCUUCUCCACGGGAUGUGUGUGGAGGGGAGAGGGAUGCAGGCAGUGAGUUGUUCCCUUGUACUGUAGGAUGAGUUUGCAGGUUCGUGGCCCUGCUUGGGCAGUGUCACAGGGCAGGGGUGAAAUGGUGGUGUGUACUGCUUGUGCACUGGCCUGGUGUGAAUGCACAGGUAAGCAGGGCUCACUUGGACAUGAUUGUCACCUGCUACAACCCAUCAUCUAACCUUGCCACACAUGCUGUAAACCCUUUGAGCAUUUGUUUUACUAAAUAAAUUUUGAGGCUGCUGUAGAUGUUCAGGUGCUGUGUACUGCUAAUCAUGAAGUGUUCCUUGAGGUCUGGUACAGGUACUGUACGCUGCUUCUCCUGCAUUUAUCGCUUGGGGGUGUAGUGCAGACAUUGUAAUGCUGCUUAUUAUGUGUGUAUCUUUGAUCCUGGAAGAACUGAAGCUUUUUACUGUAGUUUUUUUUUAAGCCAUUUUGCAUAAUUUACCUUUGACCGUCUUGUUUCAAAAUACUGACCUGGACUUCAGGACUAAAAUAUGGAAGCUGUGGAAAGAACUAUACUUGUUUUAUAAUUUAUAAACUGUAUCUUUGCAAGGAGCUACAUGAUUAAAAAAUACAUCAAUAAAUUAUGAUUUUGAACAUGCAA
Agelaius phoeniceus (red-winged blackbird) is the source of this 3051-nucleotide messenger RNA. The record is from RefSeq and is a predicted model, not a curated record. NCBI's taxonomy places the organism in Eukaryota, Metazoa, Chordata, Aves, Passeriformes, Icteridae.